Messenger RNA from Petromyzon marinus (sea lamprey), 6547 nucleotides. It is a transcript of the gene GTPBP2, whose product is annotated as GTP binding protein 2. Gene Ontology annotation, molecular function: GTP binding; translation elongation factor activity; GTPase activity. NCBI's taxonomy places the organism in Eukaryota, Metazoa, Chordata, Hyperoartia, Petromyzontiformes, Petromyzontidae. The record is from RefSeq and is a predicted model, not a curated record. Gene Ontology annotation, biological process: translational elongation.
CUGUCACCACCACCACUCGUGGCGCUGACCGAGGCGCAGUGAUGACGACUUCGUGGCUGGAGAUGCACGGCGAGCGAACGCGCAGCAGCAACAGCAGCAGCAGCGACUUCUCCGCGUCGUCGCGAUUGUUGUUGUUGUAGUUUAGUUGCGUCUCAUGGAAGAGGACACUCGCAAGGGCAAGGCGUCGAGGCUUCGUUGAGAGACGAGAGAGACUCGAGCGAGCGAGCGAGAGCUCGAUUCGAGCGGCGGGGGGAGGACGAGGAAGAAGAUGGACGCCUUGGUCGACCUGUUCACGGGCCCCGGGGCGCCGUGCGGACCCAAGCGAGGCGGCGGCGGCGGCGGUCGAUCCCGCAAGCAACAACAGCAGCAGAAGAAGCGCACCCGGCCCCAUCAGAUCCAGAACCAGAACCACAGCCUUCACCAGCCUCAGCCACAGCCAUUUCUACCGCCCGAGGCCGAAGAGGGGAAUAUAGAAUAUAAGUUGAAGCUGGUGAACCCUUCGCAGUAUCGCCUCGAGCACCUCGUCACUCAGAUGAAGUGGAGGUUACAGGAGGGCCGCGGUGAGGCCAUUUACCAGAUCGGCGUGGAAGACUGUGGCCUCAUCGCUGGACUCUCUCUGGAGGAGAUGAGAGCCUCCUUGAAAACGCUACGCCGCAUGGCCGACAAGCUUGGAGCAGACUUAACAAUAUUACGAGAAAGAAACGUGGAGUUUGAGGACAAGUGCCCAAAAAUGGUGGCUGAGGUCUUGAUACGGAAGGUCCCAGAUGACCAACAGUUCCUGGACCUGCGGGUAGCGGUGCUGGGCAACGUGGACGCGGGCAAGUCGACACUGCUGGGUGUUCUGACGCAAGGAGAGCUGGACAACGGGAGGGGUCGCGCGCGUCUCAACCUCUUCCGCCACCUUCAUGAAAUCCAGUCUGGGCGCACCUCCAGCAUCAGCUUCGAGAUUCUGGGCUUCAACAGCAAGGGCGAGGUGGUUAACUACAACGGCUCGCGCACGGCAGAGGAGAUCUGUGAGAGUUCCUCCAAGAUGAUCACCUUCAUCGACCUGGCCGGCCACCACAAAUACCUGCGCACCACCAUCUUCGGCCUCACCAGCUACGCCCCCGACUUCGCCAUGCUCGUGGUUGGCGCCAACACUGGUCUCGUUGGGACGGCCAAGGAGCAUCUGGGGCUGGCGAUGGCGCUCAAGGUGCCGUUCUUCAUCGUGGUGAGCAAGGUGGACGUGUGCUCGCCCGGCACGGUGGAGCGCACCGUGCGUCAGCUCGAGCGCUUGCUGCGCAGCCCCAGCUGCAGCAAAGUACCGCUACUCGUGUGCGGCCCUGAUGACGCCAUGACCGCCGCCACCAAGUUCCCACAGUGCAGCAGUAUAACACCGAUCUUCACCGUGUCCAACGUGACUGGGAAGAACUUGGACCUCUUGAAAACCUUCCUCAACGUGCUCCCGCCUCAGAGCAACGUGCAAGAGCAGGAGCAACUAAUGCAGCAGCUCGCCGAGUUUCAGGUGGAUGAGAUCUACACGGUACCUGAAGUGGGCACAGUGGUCGGAGGAACGUUAUACAGUGGCGUGUGCCGGGAGGGCGAUGGCUUCGUGGUGGGGCCCACGGAACGUGGCGAGUUCCUACCGGUCGCCGUCGCCACCAUACAGAGGAACCGCGCGCCGAGCCGUGUGCUGCGCGCCGGCCAGGCCGCCACGCUCGCGCUGGGCCCCUUCGACCGCUACCUCCUGCGCAAGGGCAUGGUGCUGGUGAGCCCCAAAAUGUGCCCCACCGUGUGCUGGGCGUUCGAUGCCGAGAUCGUGCUGUUGUUCCACGCCAAGACGGUGCGGCAGGGCUUCCAGGUGACGGUGCACGUGAGCAACGUGCGGCAGACCGCAAUCGUGGAGGACAUCCUCGACAAGGAGAACGUGCGGACAGGCGAGAAAGCCGUGGUGACGCUGCGCUUCAUCAAGCAGCCCGAGUACAUCCGCCUGGGCGCCAAGCUGCUCAUCCGCGAGGGCGCCACCCGAGGCAUGGGUCACGUGACCAAGCUGCACUCGCUGCCGGCCUCUCCGUCGUCCGACGACAGUUCCUCGUGAAAGCAGGGAGCCGAGGAUGAAGUAAGAGAAGAGACUGCUGUCGAUUCUCCCUUUCGGCAAAGUAGAGGUUACCUUUUGAUUGAAAGCUUUCGUGACUGCAGGGAUUCAUAUUCUUGGUUCUUUCGGUAAAGUCACGUAGAAGGGAAACAAUAAAAUAAUAAAAAUAUAUAACAGUAAAAUUCUCAAGACGUUUCGACUGCAACACAAGCAAUCAUCAUCAGUCGAAACGUCGUGAAAAUGUUUUUGUUUUAUAUUUUUAUUAUUUUAUUUGUUCCCUUCUACGUGACUUUACCGAAAGAACCAUGAAUAAGAGGUUACCUUAUGAACGUGCGGUUCCCUGGUGCUGCAGGCUUCAGCCGGAUACGGUGAAGAUAUUUUAAAACACAAUGCUAGUUUUAUUCUCCUUGUAUUUUAACCCGAGACGCAUUCUUCUUAAACGCCACACACACAGAGUUUUCACCAUAUAUGCAGUGAUCUCCAUCAGCAAAGACAAAUCGUUUUUUUUCUUUUUACAGUAUAUGCAUGUGCAGAUGUCACGAGGUAAACAUCUCCUUGUUUAACAGUGGAGCACAAUAUAGUCACGAACAGCAAGGUUGCAGUUUGUUGUAGAAUAACAUAACGGGACUUCCACGGUAGAGCGCUUGGAGUUUGUCAAUGCAGCGCUCUUUCCGAGAUGGGAGCUCAGUCAGGUUAAAGGUCAUAGGGCACGUGCUCAUGACAUAGGAGUGUUCCACAGUUGGUCACAGGAAGCAGGGCUUGCCCUGAACUGAACCCACGAGGCCACACUCACAUUGUACCCUGUGCUCACGAAGUAGCAGACUUAACUCAGGCUUCUAGCUCACCGUUGAUCCAGCAAGAUAAGUCACAGGCUCACUCAGGCUUUUUUUAGCUCGCCUCGAUUCAACAAGGAGUAUUUUAUUGUUCUCACUCCAGUGUUAUUGAAACACUUGUGCAUGCACAUUUCUCAACCCCUUCGAGGCACGAGUUUCGGCUUCCUUCUGAUUUGCGCAACGGCCAGUCCCAGGAUUUGGUGGGGUUUAUUCGCCAUGGGACCAUGUCUGCAUUGGUCACGUGGCUUUUAAGUUGCUUGUGCUGGCACGACCAGAUAAGUGUGUCCUCGAAAUAAUGUGAGAGGAUAAACCUUGUCCUGCAUAUAACUGUGGGUCUUUUGGGGCGGGACCCCAAAAAAUAACAAGACAUUCGCAUUUGUGAAGUUUACAAAUUGAACGGCGUGCAAAGCAAUGCUUACUUUUUGCCAUCCGCGUCUCCACUUUGCACAUAAAUGUCAAGUGCCAAUCAUUCGGUCACUGCUGUAGAGUACUGCACUGCACUUAUGAUCCAAAUAAGAUAAAUUUUUAAAUGUUAAGUGACUUUAAACCCAUUACAAAUUUUUAUGCAAUUAUAUGCAUGCUUGAGCACUUGAGCAGGAAAAGAAGCUUCCAAUUGAUCAGCUGCCGUCUUCUUAGAAAUAAUUGAGUUAUGUGAGUAAAACUUAAUAGAUCGGUGUGUACCUACUCCCGAAUUAGCUCUGGUAUUUCGAGGACAAUGCUGUCUGCCUCGCAAAAACUUAUCGCUGGCUCACUCGUCGUUUUGCCAGUCUGGUUGGAGUAGCCGAACUCUUCCUUCAUACGGGCGUACCGCUGUGGAGUUUCAAUAUUUAUUUGAGUUUGUGUGUUGACCUUACAAUGUAUGCUGCAAUCAGUGCAAUUACCACCUUUGUUAUCUGCUGUGUGCUUCUAAUUAACAUCUGAUGAGGACAGUGCACUGUUGGUGCUAUUGGCAGUGUGAUAUAUUUAAGAAACGACUGUUGACCUUAUCUGCCUUGAUGCCAAGACAGGAGCAAUUGUCUUCAUGGGUUUUUUUAUCAGCAACAUAGGUAGAUUUUACAAUAUAAUUCUGGUAUUUAUGGAUAAGUUAAAAGAUACGUUACCCUCGUAACUGCUCAUUUUAUACUCCAGCACUGUUUUUAAUUUCAUCAGCAUGAUUUUACGUUCUGUUUGAAGCAUACGCUGUUUGUUUUACAGGAUAAACAUAAUUUUACAGGUUAAACAAUUAUAUCUGUGCACCUGUAUAUAUGUGUAUAUAUUUGUGUGUGUAUAUCUAUGUGUAUGUAAGAGAUAUGCAUUAUACAUGUCUUGUAUGCAUAUUGGUGCAUACAUGUAUGUUAUAUGCAGUCUCCGUGAUACUGACGUGAAAUAUCAUACGCCAAGCACACGCACAAGGUAUCUUUGAUCUUCAUUACACCGACCCCGGUACUACUUGCGUAGCUUUUCGUGGCCGUACUGUAGAGCUCUUCGAUGUUUUGUUUGGGGUUGUACCGCGGCUCGUGUGGUGCGGUGGCAAACGGAUUCCUGUAAAAAGCUUCCGGGCACGUGCAUCGGAACGUCUGAUGUCGUCCUGAACGAUGCGCACUACAACCCAAUAACACAUCGGCGAGCUUGAUGACACUCGUCGUCGGCUGUGGCAGGUGCCAGUUGCUCAUCGCUAAACAGGGGGACUUUACCACAUGCCUGCCCUUCUGUUCUGCAUGCCCUGUGCCUGCCAUGCCCCGCUCGAGGCUGAGGUAAACUAGGAAAAUCUUCAUCGCACUUGCAACAUUGCUCGAGGUAAAUGGUGCCUUUUGGCAUUCACUGCUGCAUCAUUUUAACGAUAAAGUUUGUAGUCCACCCAAGAAAGGAUGUGGACUUAAAUAAGUUUUACAACUUUAUACAAUGCAUUUUAAUGCAGUAAAGGUCUUGACCGUCGUGGUUUUUUUAGCAUGCCAAAUACUUCCUGUUCAAACUUCGCAAUAUUGUACCCAUUGUUAAACAGGUUGCGGUGUUGUUAAUUAUUAAGUACUGUAUGGACUGGCACCAAUCUCGGAUAAAGGCCCUUUUCCUUCUUCACAUCCGUUGAGAUAAAGCGAUGCAGGUUUUAUGGAAAAUGAAUUUCAGGAUAAAAAAAAAAAUGCUCCCAAAAAAUGCUCUUAAGAUAGAAAUUGGAUUGACAGUCACCGUGUAGAAGGUUAAAGAAAAUCGGGGGGUGGUGGCAGAAUUCUUUUUAUAAUCGUUGGAAAGGAACACCACCAAGACGCUCGUUAAAUAGACUUCACAGACGUCCACCCACCAGGCUGCCGGCUGUGACAGACUCCACGUUAAACUUCCGGCUGUGCCGUCCAUCUGCGAUGUGCACACGGGAUUCGAAAUACUUCCAACGUGUCAACGUUACCCAGUUUUAUUUAAACAUUCAUAGCACUUAGCAAGCGUGCAUCAUAAGUUUAGUUGUUUGUUAUUGUAAUGCUCGUGUGCAACAUUACGAGGUUUAUGUACUAGUCUGGCAAAGCACUUUUGGUCGAUUUAGUUUUGUUAUUUUUAAACGUCCAAUGAUAUCGACGUCCCAGAUUUUAUUCUUGCGCUUGAGCGUUCGAACUCACCCCUCGGCUGUUGUCGUCGUAAGUCGCAUGUGCAUGUGGUCCUGUUAAGCGGAUUAACGCACGAUGGAGAAAGAAUCCUAGCUAAACUUCAUGGAAAUAUAAAGGGGCAAAUCUGAAUGGACGGGCUGCAAAAUAUUCAAUGUUUGAAACGUCUAAUGGAGUUGCUGCCAUUCACUUUUUAAUUUCUACUAUUGGUAGCAUUGAUGUUUAACAGAAUCGUCAUCUUUAUUUAUCCUGGAGGAAUUAGAUGAGAUAUGAAGCUCUUUUUCACAAAAUCCUUUGAUAUUCAUAAUAGCUGUUAAUAAUUAUCUCAUAACUAACUCUGGCUCCAGGGUGUACUUUUAAAGGUCAUUUUACAAGAUUUGGCUUAUUUAUGGAGCAAAUCUGAUUUUACACACACUCUACUGAACGCAUCGCCACCAUCCCAGCAUGGGUUAAAAUUCCAGUUCCGUUAGUGUUACGUCAUGGUAUUUGGAGCAUUUGUCUGCGUCUCAAUGUGGAUAAAUUAUUUCAAACUGAAUUAUCCUAAGUAAAGAGUCCACUUUAUGAUUACACUGAUCACCUACAUCUUUUAAAGUGUAUAGAAAUAUACGAAAGUGAAUGGCGGGUCACCUUCGUGGAUAACACGACCUUAAAAUUUUGCAGUGCUGUCGUGUAUUGCAAGGUUUCCAACGAUCCCCGUCGCCCUCCUAUUUGGGGCCUAAACGUCCGUGACGUUUUCACUCGAUGCCGAACGGCGAGUCUGAAAAUCGGUCGGCGUUUUGCCCACUUUGCGAGCAAUCGGUCUCUUGCUCGAGCCGAGCACGUGCAGCAUGGGGCGCUGGUGAGUUUGUGUAGCUCUUUGUGCUGUCCGCCGUGAUCGAUACCGCGUCCGGCGUCCGUGCGUGCCCCGUUCCUAGGGUCUCGUGCGCAAACCCCGGUGGGCUCGUCCAUCCUGUUUGGUCGUUCCGUAUGCUUCGUUUUAAGAAAAUAUAUAACUACGGUAUAUUUUUUUCGGUUUUUGUUAACUGUACAUUUUGUAAAAACAAAAGAAUAUUAAAUUGCUUAGAUUUAAACUA